Molecule: messenger RNA, 2520 nt
Organism: Chaetomium strumarium
Lineage: Eukaryota; Fungi; Ascomycota; Sordariomycetes; Sordariales; Chaetomiaceae
Exons: 1
Coding region: 284-2356 (690 amino acids)
Molecular function (GO): protein binding
Source: RefSeq, a predicted model, not a curated record
CUAUACACGCGUCCUAUUGGAUCGUAACAAGAUCGCAGUUCAGACUGCUCCAGAUUUGGUUUACACCUAUUGUAAGUUGUUUACGCACUGUGCGAUGUGGUGGUCCGACCGCCGCCGAGACACUGAGCGGCACGAAGAGCAUAACUUAUAAGAAUGUCCGCCACCACACCAGCGUUCAUUCAAUCGGCUUACUUUGCUUCACCUACCUGCUCAACGCUUCCCACUAGCCCGCAUCCUCAGCAAGCGCAAUCUCCCACACCAAAUUCAAACGGACCCAGGCAAGAUGACGGAUAUCGUUGAACUGCCAUAUGACAUCUUUCUUCACAUCAUUUUGUACCUCCCGCCACGAACGUGCGUGCGAUGCCGCGCCGUUUCCCGCCGAUGGCGCGAUGCCUUCACGAGCGAGCAUACCUCGCAGCUACUUCUGCGCUGGAAUUUCCCGCUGUGCCGGGAACUUCGCCUAAAAUCAGCAGCAGCGUCAAGUUCAUCAUCGUUAGUAGCUUUGCCCAGAAACGUAAAGGCCGAGUUGGUUGAGAUCGCCGAGCAAUCGUACGAUUGGGCGGCGGCCUUUGCCGAGGUGGCACGCCGGUACUUCCACUUAGCCCAAGCAAAGCCUCGUGUCAUUGAGAAGCUCCAGCUCUAUGUCAAGACGCGGGGAAAGGAUUCCGGGGUUUCAUUCUGGGCGGUAGCGCCCUGGACUCGGUUUCUGCGCUACAACAAUCAAACGUCCAGCUACCAUUACCCGGACCCGGUCUGGUCGUACAGCCAGGAAGACGGGGUGCUAGUCUAUCCGGCUGCCGUCGAUACCGACCCUGCUGCGCCGUCGAAAAGGAGAGAGAAGCAAUUCUAUCACAUCCUCGACGUGUCCACGGGACAGCGAGUCCCUGUGCCCUUCGACGUGCAUGCCAAGCACAUCCGUCGAGUCCGGUUGGCGCAAGGCGUGCUCAUAUUCGAAUGGGCCGAUGCGAAGCCGUAUCAACCAGUGAAUCCUUGGGGUCCGGAAAUCCCGCAUCGCCACUUCGCGACGGCCUUCGACGUCAUCCGCAACGCCUCCGGCGCUGCUUCUUGCCAGAGGUGGACGGUCGAGUUUCGGUCCGAGUGGAAGCUGCACAGUCUGCGCUUCCUCGGCUGGCCGGAUGGCGGCUCCGACCGUUUCUUUUCGGUGCACACGGCAACCCACUAUGCUGUGUAUUUUUGGCAGUCCAAAUCUGAUCGCUCACUCUACCAGGAAGACCCCGUCGAGCAGUUGGCCAUAUGGGACAUUUCCUCGCCCAGCCCAUACCGGCCCUCUGAAGACCCAAGAGGGAAUGAACGACCAAUCCAUUCGUCGACAUCGGCGUCGGCCCUGACCACCGGCCUUUGGGGCGGGCAGAACAGUCCAGAUGCUAACACGAUGAAGACCCCAGAGGCACCUGGCCCCCAUCCGGAAGCGCAAAGGGGGCCAUCAGUCUUAUCACUCGUGGCAGCUACCGCUGGUCCACGAGUUAUCCGACGCAUGGUCGGGCCGGACCUUGAUUUCUACGGACUCCGCCAAGGCGCACACCCCCGACUGAGAAGCCUCGUUCUGGAUGACCGGAACCUUUAUAUGAUCGAAGAGGAGCACCGGUGGGCCGAGCGCCGGCACAGCUCUCUCAACCCACCGCGUGCCCAUCUCGUCCGGAGCACGGCGAUUCCCGUGAUUCCGGCGCCAGCCAGCGAUUCUGCGCCGGCUGCUCUCUUUCCCAGCGUCGAUGGGCCGGUAUAUGGCCCAAUCUGGGUGGACACAUGCGGCGCGAACGGGGAUGUCCAUAUGAACUUUUGCCAGCGCAUGGGCUCGAACAGCGCUGCUGAUUCUGGCACGGCGCGCGAGACUCGGCCUCGUCUGCCUGCGGGACACCCAGAUGCCACUGGCCCAGAGCCAGAGCAGCCUAGCAACCAACCACGGCCACGACCAUCGGCCGCCGCUGCGGAUCGGCCUUGGAUCGGCUCCACCGAAUCGGUUCCCCGGCCUGGUUGCGCGCCCUGCUGGCGGCACGAAGAAUUCCCCUAUCUCACCGUCACGGAGAUGGUUGAUUUUGCCGCCGGCGUACGCGUCGCGGCUCGUCAUUGCUUCAUGCUCGAAACCCUGUCAAAGCAUGUUCGACCGGAGGUCUCGGUCAAGGUUACACUGCCGGCAACCGAUCAGCAUGACGACGAUGGCAGUGCUGGGAGCAGCAAGACGAGCGGCAAGCGGCGACCGAGCAGCGCAAGAAGCAAGGAGGUCCUUUUCCACGACGACAUGUGGUCAGAGCUUGUGGGUAAAGGCCAUAUCGCUGGCGAAGAGAGGUGGAUGAUUGGGGAGGAUUAUAAGCGGAGGAUCACGAUUGUGCGUUUUUGAGUUCGGGAAAGACUUUGUCUUCGACCCGUCUUUUGGAACAGCCAGUCUGUACCUCUCAGUCGCGGUGGCUACAGUUCCAACGAGCGCCAACUUUUCAUCCCCUCUGAUGUGUCUUUCCGACUUACCAGCAGAGCCAGGAUCACGAGCAAGCCAUCCGAGACCAU